Molecule: messenger RNA, 357 nt
Organism: Knipowitschia caucasica
Lineage: Eukaryota; Metazoa; Chordata; Actinopteri; Gobiiformes; Gobiidae
Source: the annotation of a GenBank genome assembly
AUGGUAACACACAACAAUUACAUAAGGCACAUCUUGGCGUUUAGCACGGCUGUCAUUCCUCAUCUGCAUCAGCAGCAGCAGCAGCAACAGCAGCAACGGCAGCAGCGGCAGCGGCAGCAGCAGCAGCGGCAGCGGCGGCAGCGGCGGCAGCGGCGGCAGCAGCAGCGGCAGAAGCAGCGGCAGAAGCAGCGGCAGAAGCAGCGGCAGAAGCAGCGGCAGAAGCAGCGGCAGAAGCAGCGGCAGAAGCAGCGGCAGAAGCAGCGGCAGAAGCAGCGGCAGAAGCAGCGGCAGAAGCGGCGGCAGAAGCAGCGGCAGAAGCGGCAGCAGCAGCAGCGGCAGCAGCAGACGCUACCGUAA